Molecule: messenger RNA, 1845 nt
Organism: Lates calcarifer (barramundi perch)
Lineage: Eukaryota; Metazoa; Chordata; Actinopteri; Centropomidae
Gene: pdia2
Product: protein disulfide isomerase family A, member 2
Exons: 11
Coding region: 35-1753 (572 amino acids)
Biological process (GO): response to endoplasmic reticulum stress; protein folding
Cellular component (GO): endoplasmic reticulum
Molecular function (GO): protein disulfide isomerase activity
Source: RefSeq, a predicted model, not a curated record
CUCAGUGGCACAUGUGUCGAAGGUCAUCGCCAACAUGAGGACGCGCACACUUCUGUCCAUAACUCUACUGGGCCUGCUGCUGUGGGCCUCCUGCAUCCAGGCCGACGACGACAACACAGACGAAAGCGGUGAAAAACAGACAGAAACAUCACAGGAGACGAAAGAGGAGACUUCAGCUGAGGUAGAGGAGGAGGAAACUGAAGAGGCAUCAGAGAAAGAGAAAACAACAGAGAUAGAGGAGGAGAAAGAUGUGAUGGUUCUCCACAUCAACAACUUUGCCAGAGCUCUCAGCGAGAAUAAGUUCAUACUGGUUGAAUUCUAUGCUCCCUGGUGUGGUCACUGUAAACAGCUGGAGCCGGUGUAUGCAGAGGCUGCUGGGAAGCUGAAGGAGGAGGAACCAGAGAUGCGUUUGGCCAAAGUGGAUGCCAUAGAGGAGAAGGAGCUGGCCGAAGAGUUUGACAUCGGAGGCUUCCCCACUCUGAAACUCUUCAUCAACGGAGACCGCAAGCAGCCCGUCGACUUCACUGGUAAGAGGUCAGCGGAGGGAAUAAUCCAGUGGAUGAAGCGUCGUACAGGCCCCGGUGCACCAGUGCUCGACUCCGCAGAGUCUGCUGCUCAGUUCAUCGACGCCCAUAACAUCUGUGUUGUUGGAUUCUUUGAUGAUCUGGAAAGUGAGGCGGCUAAGGUGUUCAGGGAAGUUGCCUUGGAUAUGACUGACACAGAGUUUGGCCUGACAGUGACUCCUGAGGUUUUCCAGAAGUAUGAAGUAAAAGCAAACUCAGUGGUGCUCUUCAAAAAGUUUGAUGAUGGCAGAGCAGACUUUGCACUGUCGGAGGACGGGAAGCUGGACAAAAAUAAUGUGACAACGUUCAUCAAGGAAAACAGCCUGGAGCUGGUCAUCCCAUUCAAACAGGAGACUGCAGAUAAAAUCUUCACCUCCAGCAUCCUCCUGCACAGCCUGCUGUUCAUCAACUCCACUGUGGAGAGUCAGACAGCCUUCGUGGACAAAGCCAGGACUGUUGCCAAAGAGUUCAAGGGCAAGAUGCUGUUCAUUGUAAUUGACGUGACAGCAGCCCUGUCUCAUGUGCUGACAUACUUCGGAGUGACUGAGAAAGACGCCCCCACUGUCCGCAUCAUCAACAUGGAGACGGGAAAGAAGUUCAACAUCGCCACCGGAGAUCUCACACCAGAUUCACUGCGACAGCUGUGCCAGGAGGUUGUGGAUGGCACUGCCAAGCCCUACUAUCGGACACAGGAGAUCCCAGAGGACUGGAACAAAGGACCAGUCAAAGUCCUGGUGGGGAAGAACUUUGAGUCUGUUGCUCUGGACCAGACCAAAAACGUCUUUGUGGAGUUUUACGCUCCAUGGUGUGGACACUGUAAGGAACUGGCUCCCAUCUGGGAGCAGCUGGGCGAAAAGUACGCUGACCACGACGACAUCAUCAUAGCCAAGAUGGACGCCACAGCCAACGAGGUGGAGUCUGUCGAGAUUAAAGGAUUCCCCACGCUUAGAUAUUUCCCAGCUGGUGGCAAAGAGGUGGUUGAGUACACUGGAAAAAGGGACCUGGAGACCAUGUCUAAGUUCCUGGAUGAUGGAGGAGUGUUGCCUAAGGAGGAGAGUAAUGAGGAGGAAGAUGAGGAUGACGAGGAUGACAAGGAUGAUGAGGAGGGUGACGACACCGGUGAUGAUAGCAAGGAGACUGAUGAGUCGGCAGAGGUACCGAACAACGUUACAUCUAAAGAUGAGCUGUGAUGUCACUCUGGUUUCUGGCCAAUCAGAAUCAACUUAGCAUCUUCCAAUUUUUCUUUAUAAAUAUAAUAAAAUUUGGGUUUCAAAGUGUUGUA